Etheostoma spectabile (orangethroat darter) is the source of this 995-nucleotide messenger RNA. RefSeq lists its product as uncharacterized. Gene Ontology annotation, molecular function: heparin binding; hyaluronic acid binding. Gene Ontology annotation, biological process: visual perception. NCBI's taxonomy places the organism in Eukaryota, Metazoa, Chordata, Actinopteri, Perciformes, Percidae. The record is from RefSeq and is a predicted model, not a curated record.
CAAGAGGGGAGGCCCAACAUGAAGGACCUGCAGAAGACACUCCUGAAGAGACAGAACUCAUAGAAGAACCAACGCAAGAAGCAGGACUUGUAGAAGAAACUCCUGAAGAGACAGAACUCAUAGAAGAUCCAAUGCAAGAAGCAGGACUUGAAGAAGUAGUCGACCCAACAGGAGGGGAUGCCCAACAAGAAGGACCUGCAGAAGAAACUCCUGAAGGGACAGAACUCAUAGAAGACCCAAUGCAAGAAGCAGGACUUGAAGAAGUAGUCGACCCUACAGGAGGGAAGGCCCAACAUGAAGGACCUGCAGAAGCGACUCCUGAAGGGACAGAACUCAUAGAAGACCCAACGCAAGAAGCAGGACUUGAAGAAGUAGAAGUAGUAGACCCUACAGGAGGGGAUGCCCAACAAGAAGGACCUGCAGAAGAAACUCCUGAAGAGACAGAACUCAUAGAAGAACCAACGCAAGAAGUAGGACUUGAAGAAGUAGGACUUGAAGAAGUAGAAGUAGUCGACCCAACAGGAGGGGAUGCCCAACAUCGAGGACCUGCAGAAGAAACUCCUGAAGAGACAGAACUCAUAGAAGAACCAAUGCAAGAAGCAGGACUUGUUGCAGGUACACCUGAAGAGACCAAACCGUCCAAAGAACCAGUGCAAGGACUUGUAGAAGCUGCAGAAGAGAUGGAAACUACAGAAGGAACCGCACACGAAGCAGAACCUGCAGAAGAAGUUGUGUUAGUCCCAGAAGAAGAUGAGGGUGUCUCCCCAGAUGUUCCAAAGGAAAUCAUAACGGUCAUAUCUGACUCUGUGGCUGAAAUCACCCCAGAAACGGUUGUCCAAGUCGCUGCGGAGACAACGCAACAUGCGGCGGCGGCCACAACCAAGUACGUGUUGGAGUACAACAACGGAAACUUCCCCGAUCUAACCAAGACGCCUUUUGAAGCAGAUGACAACCUACUCGGAAACAACGACUUUGGGUUGGACGACCAGAACUCG